AUGACAUCCAUCAUGCAAAACCCUAAGGAUGCUGACAUGUGGACCGAAGCGUUCCGCGGCAAGUAUCAUGGGGGACGUCCAUACGAGCGUAAAGAUUGGGACCAAUUGCUCGGCCACGUUGAGGCCAUCACCGACUUUCCUGGCGCUGUCUUCGUCGAGGAGUUGACGCAAGCCUACCCAGACGCUAGAGUGGUUCUGACUCUGCGCGACCCAGACGACUGGGUACGGUCCAUGAAGCAAACUAUUAUGGCACAGACCUACAGCCCACUUGCCACGUUCAUGGGCUGGAUUGAUUCAGAGAACUUUGGCAAUGGCAACCGGAUGUGCCGCAUCGGCUUCGACGGGCUCUUCCGCGGUGAUUUCGAGCGCUAUGGUCGCCAGGCUUUUGUUGAACACUACGACCACGUUCGCCAAGUUGUUCCCGCUGACAAUCUUCUUGAAUGGAAUCCCAAAGAGGGGUGGGAGCCACUCUGCAAGUUCUUGGGCAGACCGAUCCCCGCCACACCCUUCCCUCGGGCUAAUGAUGCUGCUGUCUUCAAAAAUAAAUCUGCCUCCGUUGUGCGGUCGGCAUUCUUGCGCCUGGCUAAGAAACUCACGAUCUAUGGCUUGGGAAUUACGAUUGCCUAUUUCAUUGCGCACUUUGGGCGUCGAUUCUUGCCGAAUUACGGUCGGAAGAUCCUCUCGGCUUUCAAGAAGUCAUUAUGA
Molecule: messenger RNA, 705 nt
Organism: Penicillium brevicompactum
Lineage: Eukaryota; Fungi; Ascomycota; Eurotiomycetes; Eurotiales; Aspergillaceae
Product: sulfotransferase family protein
Exons: 1
Coding region: 1-705 (234 amino acids)
Source: RefSeq, a predicted model, not a curated record